Molecule: messenger RNA, 1387 nt
Organism: Odontomachus brunneus
Lineage: Eukaryota; Metazoa; Arthropoda; Insecta; Hymenoptera; Formicidae
Gene: alka
Product: glycine receptor subunit alphaZ1
Biological process (GO): signal transduction; chloride transmembrane transport; chemical synaptic transmission
Cellular component (GO): neuron projection; membrane; synapse
Molecular function (GO): neurotransmitter receptor activity; extracellular ligand-gated monoatomic ion channel activity; transmembrane signaling receptor activity
Source: RefSeq, a predicted model, not a curated record
AUGAUAAAUAAUAAGAAAAUAAAACAAUACACAGAGGUUAAAUCACCGUCAACAAAAGGCGCACCUGUAGUUGUGAACUUUAACAUUUUAGUGGUUGACAUUAAUUCAAUCAAUGUUGAAGACAUGGAUUUCCGUAUAGACAUGUUCGUCAGUCAGAGUUGGAUGGAGUCUCGACUUAACACGCCUUGGGACAUAUUCGAGGAAGACAACGACUACAUUAUACUGCCGCCAAAAUUUUUCGACAAUCUUUGGCAACCGGACCCGUACUUCUUGAAUUCAAAAGUUUCAGAGAUCGCAACCUUAAGUCAUAAAUUCUCCUUGGUUACGUUAUAUCAGAACAAAACUGUGAAGUAUUCCGCGCGAAUUAACGCCAUUGUCGCUUACCAAAUGGAGUUUCACCUGUAUCCAAUGAACAUUCAGAUCUGCCCGAUUUACAUAGAGAGCUCUUCCUACAAUAAGAAGAAGCUUAGAAGACGUUUAAAAUGGGAUGGUGUCACAGUGAAUCCCGAGCUAAAGUUGUUACAAUACGACAUUGUGAAGCCUGCAGUACACGAAGAUACUAUAAAUUACAUGCUAGAAAAAACAGAAAAUUUUUCGAGAUUGGUUGUCUUCUUUCGUUUCGAGAGACAGAUCGGUCAUCAUUUAAUACAAACGUUCGCACCGUCGACGUUGAUGGUUAUGCUCUCUUGGUUCAGCUUCUGGCUGGGCCUGGAUGCAAUCCCUAGUCGAGUGGCUCUUCUGAUCUUGAGCAUCCUUACUCUGGUGACGAUGUUCACGGGUCUUAAGAGCAAUAUCCCGCCCGUAGCAUAUAUCAAGGUAAGUUUACGCACGCGUUGGAUGGCCGGCAGUAUGAUGUUUGUAUUCGCGGCCCUGGACGAAUGUGUAGUCAAAGUGCUCGACUUGUAACACGUAAAAAAUGAUUCGAGCUCCGUGAAAUUUCGCUCGUUCUUGCGACUGACGUCAACGGAGAGGAGCGUCUGGAACGACCAAUUUGACCAAUUUGUUUACGCGACUAAACCGAAAAACAAGCAAACCAGCAAUCGGCAUCUACUGCCAACAGUGUAGCUGGAUGUUGAGUGCCAAAUAACGUAAUCGCGUAAGACAUACUCUCAGAAGAUCGAUUGUUACAGCAGAAUUGUGUUUCCGAUACUUUUCCUAUUUUUUGUCAUUAUAUAUCAGCCGAUAGUGUUACUAAGGAAAGUACUGUAAUAAGAUAGGUCCUGUACUUAGGACCUGUCACUAACACAUUUCGUACGUAUUAUCUAGUAAUCGGCACUUUUUCCAAAUUUUACUAAAAUCACUGUCGUUAUUGUAAUUAGUUGAAAGUAAAAGUCUAAAUGUAUCAUGAAUUUGCAUAGGUAGAAAAAUAACUGAUGACCUAUCUGGA